This is a messenger RNA of Dermacentor andersoni, 1779 nucleotides long. RefSeq lists its product as uncharacterized. The record is from RefSeq and is a predicted model, not a curated record. Lineage: Eukaryota; Metazoa; Arthropoda; Arachnida; Ixodida; Ixodidae.
UUUACGCAAGGAUUCGUAAGUCCAUGCCAGUUAAGCAGCCGGGCCUCUCCACCGAUCUUGUGCUUUGCUUUUAAAGGCGAAGAUUUUUCUUUGCAAGCCUUUCCGGCUUCUUGUGACCAAGAGUGCUGCUGCGUAGCUGUCCUCAAGCCGAAUAGGCCAACCAAUCACAGAGCAGGAAGCGCGCCGCUGCAUUCCACGACCAGAUGGCGCUCGCAUCCGUGCAACCGCGCAAGCCAACGUCUGUAGCGUUGUUUAGUAAUGUUGGCGCAAGCGGCGGCGCAGACCGUGCGGAGCACAAAAAAAAAAAAAGAACCAGAAGGCUUGCCUUCGUACGUCCGCGGCAGCCUGAAUAAAGCCUUCCGUGUCAAUUGGUACGGAAAUUCGAUAAACACAAACUCGUGUUUCGGCUCUUUAUGCACGCACACUAAGCUGCGCUGUAUAUAGAUGCCAACUCGUUGCAUUUGCGGCAUCUUUAACAGCUUUUGAGUGGUAAUGCCAGCAUUGUAAACUGCGCGCUAACCUCGCCGUGCCACCGCGGUUGUAUGGCGCUGCACCAUUUUGCACCUUGUCGAAUUGGCGAAGUGAACCUGCAGAACAUCCCAUAUGUUUACUGUCACCUUUAGUCCAUCACUCACACGCUCGUCCGCAAUCUUCAGUAAUCAUAACUGUAAUACAACAUAAUAAUACAUUGCGCUUGCAGCAGGUAGCCCACUUCCGGCAUGCUGCGCGAGGCCUGGAAGAUAUAAAUAAGAUGGCCUUUUAUUUCCUUUUAAGGAGCAUGCAAAAAAGAAGAAAGCUUUUGAACUAAUGGUCAAACUAAUGGAGGCUCAUUCUCAUCUCUGAUGGCCCCGGAUGUGUAAGGAAUUUCAAUGGCUGCCCAACCAUUAAUGAAACCUCCGCAGGUCUACGAUAUCCCCCACGAGGUCUUCAAGCUGGUGUCCACGUCCUUCUGGGAGGAGUGCACAGCGGUCGAGACGCAAGUCCUGCUGGCCAUCGCCAGCUCGGUGAUGGCCGAAACGGCGGACAAGCGGGUGCUCGUCCAGGUCAUGGCGCCAGUCGUGGUGAACAUCGCAGAGGUACAGCGCAUGCACCCGACGUAUUACGCGAUUCCGGUGAUCGUGGGUGCCUCGUCCAACGUCGUCAUGCCGGCGUCGGCCCCGCUCGCCCUGCUGCACGAAUUGGCGCGGGUGUCGUUCUGGAGGCUGCUUCUGUUCGGCUUGCUCGCGAAGGCCAUCGUCUUGAGCAUGGUCAUCGUGAUGGUCAACGUGGCGGACAAGUACGGCAUUCUCAGCGCCCAGACGACUCCGGAAUGAGCCGCAACAUUUUAGGGAGUCAUAUAUUUCGUUUUCGCACUCAACUGCCAUUUGCUACGUCGUAAUGAGGAACGCAGAUCUUUGCGCAUGAACUGUACGCAACUUUAAAUUUGUUUUCUCAGUUACUGUGGCAACUUCGCAACUAGCCCUUUUUGGGACACUCGCUGGUAAUGCAUCAGCGCCCCACACCCCUCCUCACCCUCCUCGUUUAGAGGCGUUUCAUAUUAGUCUUUCCACCAGUACUGUUAACCAGUCUGUUUCUGUCUCGUUGGCGUUCUCUCUUUCUUUCCUUCCUUCUUUGUUUUGGUUCAAUCGGACAUUUCGUAUCUUUUGAAUGUGAAUCGAGGUUUGCUGGGCCUCGUUCAUUAUUUAUUCUUUGUUACUGCACAUAGUGAAUAUAGCCAUCGGCUCUUCGUGAGCGCUGCUUACAUUAUCACACACUGCGCAUCAGGACUGGCGACCCGGA